This is a messenger RNA of Chelmon rostratus (copperband butterflyfish), 3061 nucleotides long. RefSeq names its product BAF chromatin remodeling complex subunit BCL7A (gene bcl7a). Lineage: Eukaryota; Metazoa; Chordata; Actinopteri; Chaetodontiformes; Chaetodontidae. The transcript has 6 exons. Bases 89 to 688 code for a protein of 199 amino acids. The record is from RefSeq and is a predicted model, not a curated record.
CAGGCGCAGUCGCUCCUCUGUGCGCUCUACUGUUUGCAUUGUGUCUGAACUGCCGGCGAGCUUUAAAAAUAUUAUACCCACCGCGGCAAUGUCGGGCAGGUCGGUCCGAGCUGAGACCCGGAGCAGGGCGAAAGAUGACAUCAAGAGGGUUAUGGCCGCGAUUGAGAAAGUACGAAAAUGGGAGAAGAAAUGGGUGACUGUUGGAGACACGUCCCUUCGCAUCUACAAGUGGGUCCCAGUGACGGAGCCCAAAUCAGAUGAUAAGAACAAGAAUAAGAAGAAGGGCAAAGACGAGAAAUACGGCUCAGAGCUGACGACCCCAGAGAACAGCUCCUCUCCAGGGAUGAUGGAUAUGCAUGAUGACAACAGCAACCAGAGCUCCAUCGCUGACUCAUCCCCAGUCAAACAGGAAAACAGUUGUAGCACCAGCCCCACCCCAGAGCCCACCACCGUGUCCCACCGCGAGAGCAGCGAGGCCAAGACUGACCAGAGCCCGGACAGCAAGAGGGGUAAGACCACCCCGUCAUCAGAGACCUCAGAGAGAGCACAAAGUGCCAAGAGAGACAGUCUCUCCUCAGGGGAGAAGGAUUCUUCAGACAGCAAAGCCACUCAGGACCUAGAGGAGGAGGCCCCGCCCAGCAAGAAGAGCAAACUGGAGUCCUCGUCUCAGAACUUUGAGGAGAGCUAAACGUUCAUUUCUCUCCUUCGCCCUCCUCCUCUCCCUCUGCACCUCCCUCCAUUAACUCUAGAUAAUUUAGGGCUAAUGGACACACCAGCUCUCUUCCCACUCCUGUUACUACCCCGCCUCCUCUUCUCCACCCAAACGAUACCAAAGGGAGAAUGGACGUCUCUCUUCCCUCCCUCCCUCCCUCCCUCCCUCACCCCCUCCCCUCCUGACGGCUGUUUCCCCUCCAGUUUGUCCAAACACUCCUCUGCCACCGAGGGAGAAUGGAUAUUACCUCUGUUCACUGCUCCCCUCCGUGCUUCCUUCCAGUUCUCCACUUUUCACUAAUGCCAAGAGAAGCGCUGAACCCGGGGCUGCGAUCCCCUCUGUGACCAGGGGGCGGCGCCGUCAGCCGAGCCCAGCCACCGCCAGGCCAGACCACAAACACUGACCUGCAUCUGUGACUAAAAGAGUUAACACUGGGGAUCUGAGAUUAGGACGAGGUCGAUCCCGGACGCUGCUCUGAGACCCUUUUAAAACGUUUUACUGCUAAUGGUUUAGCUCAGGAUACCCGAGAGGCUAACCUGGUCUCAGAUCAGCGGCUUCGGGGGGAACCUCCACCCUAAGACCACAUCACUUCAAUCCUCCCGAUUCGCCUCCUGUUAGACUAAUGUUCUAUAUUUGUUUAGGAAAUGUUUAGGGUUUUUUUCUCAGGAGGGUCAAUGCACUGUUAUGGUAUGUCACAAUCGAUCACAGAUAGAUUUGCUGCUGUAGUGGAAGUCUUUUUUCUCUAUCCAUGAAAAGUUCUCCAUUCACAUGUUUUUAAAGUUAGUUUGUGGUUCGUAGAAGAAGAAGAAGAUGAUGACGACGGUACAGGUCAGGAUCAACUCUCGGAUAAGUAGUGGAUGCGGGCGUAGCUAGCGUAGGUCCUGAAGGCGUGCCUUGAGUUGCUACGAGUAAAAACGUUUUAGGUCAAGCAGGUUUUGAAUUACAACUUUGGUGCCAAGUUUUUUUUUGUUUUUUUUUGCCUUAUAAUCAUCACUAAUUACUAUUAUCCAAUAUUUAUAUUCAACUACGACAGUUUUUAUUUGAAGGAGCAGGUCGACAUGUUGGGGAACGGUCCUGCAGAGAGUCAGAGGGGAGGACUGACUCCACUCACGUCUGUAUGUUAAACAUCGAGCUCGAGCUGGAGAGCUGAGCUCGCUCGGUCUCUGUGCAAAAUAAUGUUCAUUAGUGAGGCUGUUUUUUUACCUCCCAGCAGAACCAGGCUAGCUGUUUCCCACUAUUUCCAGUCUUUAUGCUAAGCUAAGCUAAGGCUGUAGCUUCAAACACACAUCCUCUCAUCCAGCUCUCCUUCCCCAUAAUGUGGAACUGUUCCUUCGAAGCGGUUGGAGACUGGAAUUUGAACACUACCCAGAAGCUUUUUAGUUUUGUCUUCUGGAAAGUUUAACAUCUGCAAACCUCGUAAGUCAGACUCUCUGCUCACUGGUCUGCGUCUGCUUCAGGUGUCUCUUCUUUCCCUCUAAAGUAGAACCAGACCAGGUGCAGGGGCUGGUUUUCCCGUCUGGUCGCCAUCGCCGCUCGUAUUUAAUCACUCCUCGUCUCCGUUCUGCGUGUCACUACUUACCUUUGACCUGCAAAUGUUUCUGUAGCUCCAGACAGAAGGGUCCAGUCUUUUAGCUCAAACAUUGGUUCUAAUCCUCCUUCAAGGUGCUGUCCACCGGCUGAAUCCAUACACGCGUGGCAUCGAGAUCUCGGCUUUGUGCAGAUUUGUGCAAUUUACUUGAAUUUCAUAGUGCGGAUUCAGACCUGUGACCUCUAAUGUACAACCUCACACAUGUCAGAUUUACUUUGGUUAAUCAACGCUUACUUGUGAACAUGGAUUGGAAACGAUUGACUCGCAGACCCAUGACGUCAUAACCGAAGAGGGGCUGUAGAAAACUUUGACACAGAAUUACUUGAUCCGAUUUCAGCGAAUCAGCAUUCACAUGGAUGGAGAGAAAAGAAACUAAAACAUGACAAUUGUCUCAGUUUAGAGGAUGGAUUAGCAUAUACCUCAUUCCCAGUCCAGCAGCGCUGGAACUUAAAAUGCUAUUGUAUUGACAUUAACAGUUAUAAACAGCAUUAUGUACACUCAGUUUAAAAAAAAUCUCACUUAUGUUGUAGCUUUCACCUGAUUGAGCCGAUUGCUUAUAGUUUGCUCAUAACUGUGUGUUUAAAAAAAAAAAGAGCUGUGAGAUAUAAAAUCUUGUAUGUUUUUUUUUUCUUGGGACCAUUUUGUUUCACUUUAGAUCUUGUACAGAUUUAUGGUUUGGUUUGACUUAUUUAUUCCAUCAGUAGUGCUUGGUUUUUAUCAUGUCCAAUGGUUUUGUUUUCUUAAUAAAAUUCACAAAACUU